Messenger RNA from Hyalella azteca, 1673 nucleotides. It is a transcript of the gene Ufc1, whose product is annotated as ubiquitin-fold modifier-conjugating enzyme 1. Lineage: Eukaryota; Metazoa; Arthropoda; Malacostraca; Amphipoda; Hyalellidae. Gene Ontology annotation, biological process: protein K69-linked ufmylation. Gene Ontology annotation, molecular function: UFM1 conjugating enzyme activity. Bases 90 to 608 code for a protein of 172 amino acids. The transcript has 4 exons. Gene Ontology annotation, cellular component: cytoplasm. The record is from RefSeq and is a predicted model, not a curated record.
UAAUUUUAUAUUAUUUAUUUCAGAUCAAUAUUGCUACAAAUUACCUCUAGAUUUAUGCUUUUGUCAAUUAUACGGGCUCAUUUGUUGCAAUGGUUGAUGCUGGAACAAAAAAGACUCUUGCUAGUAUACCCUUGUUGAAAACUAAAGCUGGACCAAGAGAUAAAGAUCUCUGGGUAACACGAUUGAAAGAAGAGUAUAGUGCUUUGAUUCAGUAUGUGGAAAUGAACAAGUCUCAAGAUAAUGACUGGUUUAGAUUGGAGAGCAACAAAGAAGGCACUCGUUGGUUUGGCAAGUGCUGGUAUGUGCAGGACAUGCUGAAGUACCAGUUUGAUGUCGAGUUUGAUAUUCCUGUGACAUACCCAGCCACAUCUCCAGAGAUUGCUUUACCAGAGUUGGAUGGCAAGACCGCCAAGAUGUAUCGAGGAGGCCGAAUUUGUCUCACCGAUCACUUCAAGCCUCUUUGGGCUAGAAAUGUGCCAAAAUUUGGCAUUGCCCAUGCCAUGGCUCUAGGGCUCGGUCCAUGGCUGGCGGUUGAGAUUCCUGAUCUGAUCAACCGAGGUGUGGUUGUGUACAAGGAAGGUGGGGGCGGUCCCGUCACCUCGUCAUAAGAUUUCCCUGACUGCACCUGAAUAAACAAACAGCUUGCUGAAGAUUCCGGACUUCCCUUUCUGCAGCCAACACGGCACCCAAUCAUCUUUACACGGCACCCAAUCAUCUUAGCAUACUAACGUCACCAAAUCAUCUUUGCACACAACACAGCACCAAUCAUCUCUUUGCAGACAACACGGCAGAAAAUCAUACAAUCUUCAGAUAUGGUCUGAUGGACUACAACGGAUUGGCUGUCGUAUCGAAGCUGCUAUUACCUGAAUAAUAAAUAUCUGUGGCAGCACAUCGAAAGUCAAGUUGCAAAUGCAUGUAAUUAAAACAUCCGCCAGCUGACCACAUGUUGCUCUUGGAACCCGUAAUUCCAUACUUAAUAAUUUUGCUUCAAUAAUAUGUGUGAUUGUUAAUGUUUUAUGGGUAGUGGUCCUUCAACUUGCAUUCAUGUAUCUUAUAAAAGUUGCAUUUCAUCACAGAACAAAGCACCAUCAUUCCGAGUUAGCUGCAUUAAAUUUCUUAAUUAUGGCGUAGAAGCGUCGAACAGUGGGCGAGUUAAUAAGCUUAAAUUAAACAGCAACAGAGCAAUCAAAAUAUCUUGUACGUCUUUACACGGUAACUCUGAGGCCGUGUAAAGAGGCUUAGCUCAAUUGUUGCUAGGUUAUGAAUCCCUUUGUUCGAGGACCACUACGGCCGCAAACUAACAGCUCGAAAAUUGAACUAUCUGAAUCUCUCGCUUUCUCGGCCUCAUAAAAUAAAUUGUCGUCGCCUUCUGCUGUCAUUACAUAUAAAAUAAUACUGUUGACUCUAUGGUCUUGAAAUAUUCCUCCAUUCGGUCUUUAUAUUUCCUCGUAUCUUCCUUUUUCUUUGAUUUAUUUCUCUAAUUGUCCAGAUUUCCAUAAGAAGGCUGAUGUGCAAUCAUUCCUUAAACUGCUGUCAAGGAUAUUUUUUUUUUUAAGUGAAUAUCGUUGCGCGAAACGGUAGUUUGCUGUCGUGCCGAUUUUAUACUUAAUUUAAGGGUCUAGAUUUUAGUAGAAUCAUGACGUUUGGGAAAUAAAAUAUAUAUUAUAAUUGUA